This is a messenger RNA of Olea europaea var. sylvestris, 1629 nucleotides long. Its product is annotated as serine/threonine-protein phosphatase PP1-like. The coding region runs from base 298 to 1251 and encodes 317 amino acids. Gene Ontology annotation, molecular function: protein serine/threonine phosphatase activity. NCBI's taxonomy places the organism in Eukaryota, Viridiplantae, Streptophyta, Magnoliopsida, Lamiales, Oleaceae. The transcript has 4 exons. Gene Ontology annotation, cellular component: cytoplasm; nucleus. The record is from RefSeq and is a predicted model, not a curated record.
UUAAAGAUAUACAUUAUAUAUGUGUAGAGAGAGAAAGAGGGGGAGAGGCGAGAAGAGCACGCAUCAUGGGACAAUGACAACAUUGCCGAAUGACCCAAAACAAAUCUUGUCUUGGUACAUAAGAUAAAGAAAAAAUAAAAGCCUUUUCUUCUUAGCAUCUUUAUAAUCAAUUUUGCCUAUCUAAAGGGCCAUUUAAUCGAAGCUCAAUCAUUUAUCCGCGAUAUAAACGCAUAAACGAAUAAUUUCUUGGAAACCCAUCUCUAGUUUUGAUUAAGAAUUUGGGGAAAUUGAGGAAAAAUGAUGACAAUGGAAGGGAUGAUGGAUAGAGGGGUGUUGGAUGAUAUAAUAGGGAGGCUUUUGGAAGGCAAAGGGGGAAAACAAGUGCAGCUUUCGGAGGCGGAGAUCCGGCAGCUUUGCGUCAACGCCCGCCAAAUUUUCCUCUCUCAACCUAUUCUUCUUCAAGUCCGAGCCCCUGUCAGGAUCUGCGGUGACAUACAUGGACAAUAUCAAGACUUAUUGAGGCUUUUUGAAUACGGUGGGUACCCUCCAUCUGCAAACUACCUCUUUCUAGGAGAUUAUGUUGAUAGAGGCAAGCAGAGUUUGGAAACAAUAUGUUUGCUAUUGGCCUACAAGAUAAGGUAUCCGGAACAAAUUUUCCUUUUGAGGGGAAACCAUGAAGAUGCAAAAAUAAAUCGUAUUUAUGGAUUUUAUGAUGAAUGUAAAAGGAGAUUCAAUGUCCGAUUGUGGAAGAUAUUCUCCGACUGCUUUAAUUGUUUGCCUGUUGCUGCACUAAUAGAUGACAAGAUACUUUGCAUGCAUGGAGGACUUUCCCCUGAACUAAAACAAUUGGAACAGAUUAAAGAGAUUGAACGGCCCAUUGAUAUUCCAGAUAAUGGACUCCUAUGUGAUUUGCUCUGGUCUGAUCCUGAUCCGAAUAUACAGGGUUGGUCUGAAAGCGAUAGAGGAGUUUCAUGUACUUUCGGACCAGAUGCAGUUGCUCAAUUUUUAGAGAAAAAUGACUUGGAUCUCAUCUGCCGAGGUCAUCAGGUAGUGGAGGAUGGAUAUGAAUUCUUUGCUAAGCGACGACUUGUAACAAUAUUUUCAGCGCCGAACUAUGGUGGGGAGUUUGAUAAUGCAGGUGCUCUUUUGAGUGUUGAUGAAUCACUAGUGUGUUCUUUUGAGAUAUUAAAGCCUGCUGCAAACACUUCAAAGUUGCCCCUAAAAAAGCCCCCUAAAAUUGGAGGGAAAUGAUAUGAAAAUCGAAGCAAUGGAAAGCAUGGAAAGUGUACAUGAACAUUUGUCAGCUGUGAGUAGGAAGAAUGGAAAACAUGUUUCUUGUUUUUCUCCGUUCAUAGUUUCGAGGUUUAUAUCGAAAGUUGUCUUAGCAAAUUUCUGUGCUUUGAAGCGUGAAGAAUGUGGCCUUGGAUUGCCAAGAAAAAGAUCUGUAAAUUGGAGAUGAACUAAGAUUGCUUCACUUUUUUAACUUAUACGACCUCUAUGUCAAAAAUUUAUACACCCUUUGUUUAAUGUAUUUUGUUAGGUAGAAUUUAACAUUUACAAUUUAUAAUGUGAUCUUUAAUUCCAUUUUUGUACAUCAUUUUCAAUUACAACACAGUUUUUAUUUGGUUA